This is a messenger RNA of Anguilla rostrata (American eel), 8687 nucleotides long. It is a transcript of the gene grk3, whose product is annotated as G protein-coupled receptor kinase 3. The transcript has 21 exons. Gene Ontology annotation, biological process: G protein-coupled receptor signaling pathway; protein phosphorylation; regulation of signal transduction. The coding region runs from base 2236 to 4308 and encodes 690 amino acids. Lineage: Eukaryota; Metazoa; Chordata; Actinopteri; Anguilliformes; Anguillidae. The record is from RefSeq and is a predicted model, not a curated record. Gene Ontology annotation, molecular function: G protein-coupled receptor kinase activity; G protein-coupled receptor binding; ATP binding.
UGGGACUCUCACAGUUUGCCUGCGAGAAUACACUGCCUCUCAGCAGCGAUACACACAGGACACGCUAACGCGGUGGGGACCGGCCAGCACUUUUACACGGAUAAAGAGGACGGAGGAGCAAAUAAUCUUCGAUUAAUAGGAUACACAGAAGAUAUGAGUAAGGAGAGAGAGUGAAAAAACGAAGAAACCAGCCGAUGUUGUCGGCGAUAAAACACCAGUUGUGACUCCUAUGAAAGAGCGGCGCCCCGAAUGCGGAUGCUUAGGACAAGAGGAAAUUGUCUUAAGGAGGAAAAGCAACAUUGCCGAUUUUGGGGGGGUUGCAUUUGGGAAAGACAUUGAAGGCGGGUACAAUGAUUGCUGCGCAUUUAAGGGGACAGACGCUUGAUUUUUUAUAGCUAGCUAGCUGACGUUACAUUUGCUCACUGGCUGGACCCUAUAGCUAGUUUCCAGUGUUGUUUGCACGGAUAGAGCAGGAAAAAUGAAGUUUCGCAAGAGCUAACGUUAGCUGGCAAACUUAUACUUUUAUGGUAAUUUCCAUCUUCUGGUGUUUCAAAAUAAUAAGCAGAAGAAAGCGAGAAAAGUCGUACGGGAGGGUGGUCGCUGAGUAUCGUCAUUGCAGCUACCACUCGGCAGCUAGUUGGUUAGCUAGCCAGUUUGCUAAUUUCCCUUUUCAGUCGUCCCCUCCCCCUCUACCACCAUAUGUGAAAAAAACGAUAGCUACCAAAAAAAAAAAACCGCAAGACAAGAGAAAAUAGACGGAACUUGGCUAGCUUUCAGUAUCUAGCUAGGUUGUUAUCAUAUCUCCAGUCAGUAGUGAGAUGGGGAUAAUCUGAUUAAUGGUGAAACGCUGGCCAGUUAAUGGGUUGCUUUCAUUUUGAACUUGAUUAGCCAGCUGGUUGUCGUAUUAGGUAGUGGUAGCUAGCGAUAGUGCUAGCGAGCUAGUCUGGGGACGGUCAGUAUAACAAACCCCCUUUCCUUGUCAACCAUGAAAAUGGAGAAGCGCUUGUAUUUCUCUGCCGUAGUUUAGCGCUGUCAACUCUACACACUACGUUUUUGUCGAUGUAUUAUUUUUUAGCUGGCAGAUUAGCUACAUACGAUUAAAGAUAAAUGUACUUCAGUUGGAUAAUCCCUAGAGCUAUCAGUGGCUAGCUAGUCUGCUAAUGAUAGCAAUCGAUGCCUCCUUUCAGUGCAUCAUAAGAGAUCGGCGAUACAGGAAGCAAACAACGGAAGCAACGAAAAAUAACAUUGUGGGAUGAAUUGGAAUUUUAAAAAAAAUUUUUAAUCCCGCUGAGUUAGCUAGUUUUAGAUUUUAAUUGUUGACUGUUAUUUUAAGAUUGAAGCUGCACUAACCGACGAAUUGUUCGACUUCACAAUGGAUUUGAUUUGCAGCUAGCCUAACAGCAACAAUAAUUAUAUUUUAACGUGACUUUUCUUUUACUCGUACUGAGUGGAAUUGGUCUUUUGGCCCGACUGAGGUAUUAGCUAAUGACAUAGCGUUUAACAGACUGGAUUUUGUUUAACCAAGCCUGGUCCCUCUUGGCUGUACAUAAAUUCCCUGUCUGAAUCUUUAUUGAAGUGGCCACGCAGAUUGCUAGUAGUAGCUUACGAAUUGCCGCUGUCAUACCGCAGUAUACAUUUUGUAAACUGCCAGUGGUUUUGACAGUUGGCUUGCUAUUUAACUAGUUAAUCAACCAAGCUGCAACCAAGAGACGGGUAAUCUCAGUCAGUGAAGACCAGUGGCUAGGGGGUCAAUGAAGGUAAAUAUUUUAACAAUUGAUAUGCAUCCGAUGGCUAACUAGUUCGAUUUAGUUAAAUAUCUAACGUAGCUAGACUACCUGUUACACGUUUUUAAACGGUGUAGUGUUUCAACUACGACUAUCUGCGAAAUAGUUUCCCCUUUGAAAAAACAAAACACAACCCACUUUUAAACGGUAGCCAAUUUUUUAAAAUCCCCUCCAACCUAUAUUAUAUAUGUAUAUUUAUUUUCAGUAAAAAUGUCUGUUUUUGAGAUAUUCUAAGUAUUGGACCUAGACGAAGAAAAACGACAACCUCAGCCAGAGGGGAAACUGAUCUUCAGAUCCUGACUCCCGCAUCUCCUCUCCCCCUCCUGGAUCCCUUUUGUCCCGUGGGAAUUGGAUUUAGCCUGUGCCGUGUUUCACUGGACAUUGGUUUCUGUAUCUCUCCGGACAUUCCCACGGCUGGUGUUGUAUCGAUUCGGUCGAUCAAGAGUUGAAGAUGGCGGACCUCGAAGCAGUUCUCGCCGAUGUCAGUUAUUUGAUGGCGAUGGAGAAGAGUAAAUCUACUCCAGCUGCCAGGGCGAGUAAGAAAAUCAUCCUUCCUGAACCAAGCAUUCGGAGUGUGAUGCAGAAGUACCUGGAGGAGAGAGACGAGCUGACGUUCGACAAAAUCUUCAACCAGAAGAUCGGGUUCCUGCUGUUCAAGGAUUUCUGUCUGAAUGAGAUCGAUGAGGCGGUCCCGCAGCUCAAGUUCUAUGAAGAGAUUAAGGAGUACGAGAAGCUGGACUCGGAGGAAGAGCGGCUCUGUCGCAGCCGGCAGAUCUAUGACGGCUACAUCAUGAAGGAGCUCCUGUCCUGUUCACACCCCUUCUCCAAGAAAGCAGUGGAUCACGUCCAGACUCACCUGGCCAAGAAGCAGGUGCCUCCCACUCUCUUCCAGCCCUACAUCGUGGAGAUCUGCGACAGCCUGCGAGGGAAGAUCUUCCAGAAGUUCAUCGAGAGCGACAAGUUCACCCGCUUCUGCCAGUGGAAGAAUGUAGAGCUCAACAUCCACGUAAGUUUGACCAUGAAUGACUUCAGCGUCCACCGGAUCAUCGGCAGGGGCGGCUUUGGGGAAGUGUACGGCUGCAGGAAGGCAGACACGGGGAAAAUGUAUGCCAUGAAGUGUCUGGAUAAGAAGCGGAUUAAGAUGAAGCAGGGGGAGACGCUGGCACUCAAUGAGAGAAUCAUGCUGUCACUCGUCAGCACUGGGGACUGCCCCUUCAUUGUGUGUAUGACGUAUGCCUUCCACACUCCAGACAAACUCUGCUUUAUCUUGGACUUAAUGAAUGGCGGUGACCUGCACUACCACCUCUCCCAGCACGGCGUCUUCAGUGAGAAGGAGAUGCGCUUCUACGCUGCCGAGAUCAUCCUGGGCCUGGAGCACAUGCACAACCGAUUCGUCGUCUACAGAGACCUCAAGCCGGCCAACAUCCUGCUGGACGAGCACGGCCACGUGCGCAUCUCUGACCUGGGCCUGGCCUGCGACUUCUCCAAGAAGAAGCCUCACGCCAGCGUGGGGACUCAUGGCUACAUGGCCCCUGAGGUCCUGCAGAAGGGGACGGCCUAUGACAGCAGCGCUGACUGGUUCUCUCUGGGCUGCAUGCUCUUCAAACUGCUGCGAGGGCACAGUCCAUUUCGACAGCACAAGACCAAAGACAAACACGAGAUCGACCGCAUGACUCUUACCAUGAACGUGGAGCUGCCGGACUCUUUCUCAGCAGAGCUCAAGUCUCUGUUGGAAGGGCUGUUGCAAAGAGACGUGGCCAAGAGGCUGGGCUGCCUGGGGAGGGGGGCUCCAGAGGUGAAGGAGCAUCUCUUCUUCAAAGGGAUAGACUGGCAGCAGGUCUAUCUCCAAAAGUACUCUCCACCCUUGAUCCCUCCGAGAGGGGAAGUCAAUGCCGCAGACGCCUUCGACAUCGGAUCCUUCGACGAAGAGGAUACCAAGGGCAUUAAGCUGCUGGACAGUGACCAGGAGCUGUACAAGAACUUUCCCUUAGUGAUCUCGGAGCGCUGGCAGCAGGAGGUGGCGGAGACCGUGUACGAGGCCGUCAACUGCGACACGGACAAGAACGAGGCCCGCAAGAGAGCCAAGAACAAGCAGCUGGGCCACGAGGAAGAUUAUGCUCUGGGGAAGGACUGCAUCAUGCACGGCUACAUGCUGAAGUUGGGGAACCCAUUUCUGACGCAGUGGCAGCGGAGAUACUUCUACCUGUUCCCCAACCGCGUGGAGUGGAGAGGGGAGGGGGAGUCUCGGCAAAACCUGCUGACGAUGGAGCAGAUAGUGACGGUGGAGGAGACUCAGAUUAAGGAUAAGAAGUGCAUCCUGCUGAGGAUCAAGGGUGGGAAGCAGUUUGUCCUGCAGUGUGAGAGUGAUCCGGAGUUUGUGCAGUGGAAGAAGGAGCUGACCGAGGCCUUCACUGAGGCCCAGAAGCUCCUGCGCCGCGCCCCCAAGGUCAUCGUCAAGAGCCGCGCGGGUGUGGUCGAGCUGUCCAAGCCCCCGCUCACACACCGCAACAGCAACGGCCUGUGAGCCGCCGCCGCCGCGCUCCUCCCCCUCCCGCCCCGCCCCGCCCCCCACGCCCUGACUCCUCCCCCCCCCCCACGCCCUGACUCCUCCCCCACACACCCGCCAUAGCUCUCUUUCCCACACCUGCUCCCGUGGAUGGAACCACAUGUCCUCAGAAUGCCCUGAAAUCCCGACACACACACACGGGCACACACACACACUCACACAUGCACACGCACACACGCACACACGCACACACACACACGCUUGCUCACUGUCAUACUCCCAUGUUGUGAAGAGAAGGGCCCGCUUUAGAGAGGGCUCUUCAGGACAGAGCAGAGAGAUGCGCACCAGUCAAGGCCUUUAUCUGGGAGCCCGGAACAGUCUGCCAUCGAGUGGAAACAGAUGGAGAGAGGGGAAGGAGAGCGAGGGAGUUCCCUUUCCCUCUUUUUCCUCUCCUUUCUCCUCCCUCCCUCCACUCCCUGCCGUGCGGCGGCAGGCGCUGCAGGUGUGAAGGAACUCUGGGCGCUGCGCCUCUGGCGCCCUCUAGCAGGCCUGCAGUGGUACUGCAGGGACAAAGCGUCAAGGAUACGGCCCCUGAAAGAUCUGCACUGUGAUGCACCCUCUCCUGAUUGGCUGUCCUUCGGCAAGACAAGGGCACGGCGACCAGGACGCCGGCGGAGUUCUGGGGGAGCGCCAUUUUCCCAAAUAUCCGCGAGGGGUCAGACUUUGUUUAAAGGCCCCGGCGGUCCUGAUCACCGCCCUGUCCCGUCCCGCCACCAAUCGCCUUUCUGUCCUCAGCCAGAGCCUCUCCUGUCCAGCGGACACGCGGCACCAGCGUGCUGCACCCCCCCCCCCCCCCGAGAUGAACUGACCCGCUCCCCAGGCUCUGUGCGGCCUGCACUCUGUUCUCUGCUGGAUUGGGACGGGGGGGGUAGGUGGUGAUGAUGGAUGGACUGUACCAAGACGGGGGGCAUCAAACAAGGGCGGAAGGAGCGGGUGGGUUAAAUUAUACAGACAUUGCGCCAGUUCUUACACUGGAGUCCGUUGAGUGGGGAGGAGGAGGUGGUGGUGGGGGAGCAGGACGGUUUGGUUUGAACCAUGAGGAGCAGAAGAGUGUGUUUUGUGUCACGUGUGUGUGUGUGCGUGUGUGCGUGUACAUGCCGAGGUAUAGGGAGACGGCCCACAUUUAUGUCGGAGGGGGAACGAUCUUUUUGGCUUGAAUGUCUUUUGUUUUUAUUUGAUUUUUUCUGGUAAAAUGGAGUGUAGAGAUAGAAAACGCUGCUGGAUACGUUGUAUACCCCCCAUCCCCCCUAUAGAAGUGCGAAAAGUGCCAAUGUUAAUGUUAUACUUGAGACGCUUCAGAGCCCGGCCCCGCCCCGCCCCCGGGGAGUUCGGCCCGAGUCCCGGCGAAAAAAAGGGUCCCGACGCAGAAGUGCGGAAGGGCCUGUGCCCCCAGCCCCCAGCCCCCAGCCCCCAGCCCCAGCCGGACCUGCCAUCGCUCCGUACCUCUCCCCCGUGCUUCUGAGCCCAAUUUCAGGAAGGCCUCCGGGGGAACUGGACUGUACCCUUCCCCGCACGCGCAUCCGUCGGGACGACCGGAGCAAGGGGCGCACGGGGUUCCCCCCGCAAAGACGACAGCAGAGCGAAGCCUCGGUUUGACUGUACAUAAAUAUAUUUAAAAAAGGAAAAAAAAAAUACAAAAAAGACAUAAAGAGAAGCAACCCUUUUUCGUGUGCAUCUACAGUAUACUCUCCUGGAUAAUGUUUGUAUAUAUGGGGAAUUAUCGGUUUGCCUGUCUGUGUGUGUGUUUAUUUUUUUAUUUCUCUCUCCUCUGUCCCCCCCUCUGUCUUGGCCUGUUUGGAGGUGCUGGGUGGAUCUCAAGCUUUUUUUUGUCGUUUGCGGUUCGGCCAACGAGCGGACACCAUGCGAGCGUACCUGGGGCCGAGGGCGUCCAGUCCACUCUGAAUUACCAAGUGUGUGUGUGUGUGUGUGUGUGUGUGUGUGUGUGUGUGUGAGAGAGUGUGUGUGAGUCCGGUGGACGUACGGUUUCAUUCACUCGUGAUAAGCAGGUGGGACGGCUGCCUUUUUUGUCUUUUUUUUUUUUCUUUUCUUUCCCCCCCCCAUCAGGGAGGUGUGUGUGGGAAGAGAGGGAGAGAAGGGUCAGGCAGCCGUAGACACUUGCUGGAGUAGCACGCGCACACACACUGAUUCAUCUGCACACACACACACACACACGCACACACAACCGUGAGGAGGAGGAAUACGCAGACACUCCUCCACCCAGUGAAAUUCGACCAGGCAGAUGAACAUGGGGGGGCUGGAGGUGGGGGGUGGCUGUACAGACAGGUGUGUAAGUGUCUGUGAAUGUGUAUGUAGUGUGUGUCUGUGAGAGAGAGACAGAAAGACACGCUGUCUUUGGCUUAAAAGACAGGAGUGGAACAUGGUUACCGGGGACGAGACUUUAACCCUUAUUUUUGUUAGAAGGCUUGAUUUUCAAUAUGAUUUAAAUUUUUUGUAUCGUUUUUAUGAAUGUGACGCAGAAUGCAGAUUUCUAGAGAUUAAAUAUUUUUUGGGCUAGGAUUAUUUUUUUGUGCUUUAUUUUGUACAAUUUAUGUUUUUUAUUUGAAAACUUUUUUGCUGUUUCUUUGGUCAUAUUUUGGGUUUUAUCCAAGGAAAGAAAGGCAGCGUUGAAAUGGAGAGAAGCCUCCUCCUUAAGAUGGAAAAGACAUGAGAAUCAUGGACAGGUUGACAUUUUCCAUUUUCAGGUUUCUGUUGAUGCAGUAAUGUUGUCCUUUGGAUUCUGGCUGUCCGUGCAUUUCAGAACAGUUUGAUGUGCAUGUGAUUGAGGGGAUGGGGGGGUGGGAAGGUGGGAUGGGGGUGAAUAUUCAGGUUAGCUUUUGAAGGGGAGAAACGGCCAUCUUUGAGAAAGGCUCAGUCGCUGUCGCUUGCUGAAGGGCCUUUUGCAAACAAAAAAAAAAAAAACAAAAAAAAAAAAUAAUUUUUAAAAAAUCAAGAUUGUUGAUCAGAAUGUUUCUGCGGUUGUGUUACAGACUAUUACACAAAACAUGGCUUGCCUUUUAAAUGUGCCAAAUUUGUCAGGAAAUUGCUAUUGAACCAGCAGAAGACUGACUUAAAUGUCAGUUCACUGGAAAGUUUGAAGCAGGAGAGGAGAAGAGGAGGAAGAGUCUUUCUGCGGACCAGCUGCCCGCACACACCAGCACGUUUUCGCUGCCAAUCAGCAUCGCGCGUUUAUCUCCUCCUUUCCCAGCCGGUGUUUCCCAGAAUGCCCCCGGUCCGCGUACAAGGGCAAGCGUCUCUGUAGGGUUUCUGGCCCCUGGAAUCGGUACGUUUUGAUUGGAGGAAACGGGAGGGCUCGGAAAGCGAUAGGGCCGUCCCGAGCCCGCAGGGGGGAUUCUGAGCCCGUUACGAUUGGGCGAGGGAAGCUGGGACUCGGGCCGCCGCUGAUGCCUAGCGUGACUCCGCCCCUCGGAGAGAGCUGGCUGCUGUGACCGUCGGGAAAGAGACUUUUUUUGACCCCUUCCACCCACCCCCCGUUUCUCAAAGAUGGCGGUCCCCUCCCGCAAUCCAGAAAUGAGAUGUUUCAGGGUUAUUUUUUUUCCUUUUUAAUCGUAGCUUCUCAUUCACUUUGUCAGUGUUUGCUUCAUUCGAUCGUUUGCGUGUCUGUUCGUUUUGGUAGAACGUGUUUUUCACAGAGCUGCAGGGCUAAAUGAGUUCAAUGAGGACAAUAAAUAUAAAUUAGGAAAAAAGGCAAGACGUUCUGAAACGUAUAUAUGCAUAUAAAUAUAUAUAUAUAUAUGUGUGUAUAUUAAAAUGACAAAAUGAGUUAGGUUUAUUUAAAAAAGAUUAAAAAGGAUACAGGGGGAGGGCUCGAGUUUUCGAUGUGGAUUCAAACUCGGGCGAACCGGCUCCGAUGUUGCACAUACGUUUAGAUAUUGUACCUACGAGUUAGAGGUUUCUUCAUUCUUAUUUUGUUCUGUUGAUUACAGGAUCACUUUGCCCUCGGUCAUAUUUAUUGUCUGUUCAGGGAGCUAGACCCCUUCAUUCUGAGAGCCUUGCGCUCACGCCAGGAGGUUUAUUCUUCCCAAAGGCACUGUGCUAGAGAAUUACCGGUUUACAGUCUUCAGAAAAACUCUUUGUGACGUGCCACAAACAACUCAAAUACUACUGUCUGUGGGUUUAUAUUACGGUGAUGAUGACGAUGAUGAUUAUUGGUAAUAUUAUUCUAUUAAUGAUUAUUGUUAUUAAUUGAAAUUUUAUUUUAUUUUAAAUGAGUUUUUUUUUUUUUUGUUUUUUUUUCUGGAACAGCUAAGAACAUAUGUGUUGGACUGCUCAUAUAAACAGAAACAGUUCAGAAAUAAAAAGGCCCUUUUUUCGUGUUA